AUAUACAUUUGGGGGAAGAACUAUACAUAUACACACACAAAGACCGAUAUCCUCCAUUAACAUUUUCUCGUCUAGCUCUCUGUAAGGCCAGAGAGAAGCGACGUCGUUUAGUCAUGAUCGAAUACGUUUCAAGCUGGUUCACUCCCACUGUUCUCUUCUGCGUUAUCAACCUCGUCAUAGGAACUAUACUGUUAUCUUCCAGUUUAAAGCCUCAGAAGAAACAGCAUCAACUCGGUGACGACAACUCAGUGCCGCAACUCGCCCGAGUCCCGUCUCUGAUUCAGCGAGUCAGGUCCUUCAACUACUCGUUCCGGCAAGAGCACGACCCGUUUUCGUAUGCCCAAAACACGCCCUCACUCUCCCGUGCACCUUCUCCGCUCGAACGGUUCAGUGCCGUCAAUUUCUCGUUCUCUCGCUCGGACCAUCCCGGCGAUUUUCCGGCGAAUACCCACCACGCAGAUCUGCCGGAAAAUGAGACCCAGAUAACCCGAGCACCGUCUCUGCUUGAACGUGUUAUGUCGUUUUCUCGGUCCCGACAACCCGACCCGUUCCCAUCUAACUCCUCGUUCUCUCGCUCGGACAAUCCCGGCGAUUUUCCGGCGAAUACCCACCACGCAGAUCCGCCGGAAGACGAGACCCAUAUAACCCGAUCACCGUCUCUGCUGCAACGUGUUAAGUCCAUUAACUUGUCAUUUUCUCGGUCCCGACAACCCGACCCGUUUCCAUCUACGACCCAUUUCACGGAAUUGCAGACCCAGAAGGUUGAGGUUGAAGAAGAAGAGAGAGAUUCGGGGGCCGUUAUGAGUCACGCGAGGAGAACAAAGUCAGCCACGUGCGCCGAGAUUCCCGCGAAGAAGAAGAAAAUGGGGAAGUCGGCGAGCGAGAAGAUGGAGGCGGAGGAGACGCAAGAGGAAGUGGAUCGGCGGCGGCCGGCGACGGUAAGAGAGAAGAAGACGGCGUACGAGGAAGACGACGAGGCGGUGGACGAGAAAGCCGACGACUUCAUUAACAGGUUUAAGCAGCAGCUAAAGUUACAGAGGCUGGACUCUCUCCUCAGGUACAAGGAAACCCUGCACAGGAGAAUGGGAAACUAGGGAGUUGUACUUCCUGGACCAACUUGCCCAUGGCUGCCCAAAUCUUCUGUCGUAUAUGCAUGGGUAUUCUGGUAAUUUUCAGGUGAAAUUCCCACUGCCUGCAAAACAGUGGGAGGGCUCUGGAAACAGUGGUGGUUUUGUUUUCUUGUUUUUGUUUUCUGGUCUUUAGUUGUAGGGUAUUAUGUUUUGCUUAGGUAAAUUUCUCCAGUUGAAUAAUAGUGGCAGUUUACCACGGUGAAUCCCGGCAUGAAAAAAAAUAAUUAUUUGUGUACUAAAUUUAUAUUCGAAUAUAAUGUAUAUUUUUAAUAUAUUAAAAAUAUAUUAUUUAUGUA
Molecule: messenger RNA, 1426 nt
Organism: Ipomoea triloba (trilobed morning glory)
Lineage: Eukaryota; Viridiplantae; Streptophyta; Magnoliopsida; Solanales; Convolvulaceae
Product: pathogen-associated molecular patterns-induced protein A70-like
Exons: 1
Coding region: 114-1094 (326 amino acids)
Source: RefSeq, a predicted model, not a curated record